GGAGGGAGGAAGGAAAGAUUGGCCCAAAAGAUCCCGGAGUAGCCUUGCAGCUCUGGCGUUCUAAGAUCCUUUGAUUUUUAAUUCAGAUGUGUUAUUUACCUCCGCUUGAAAGCUCUUUGAGAGCAGGGACUCUUGCCUUACAGGGAGGGCUUGGGACCCUCUUUUGCAUUUCUCUCCGCUUAGUAACGUGUGCACCCAUCAAACUUCUCAAAAACGCUUCGAUCGCCGCGGGUCUCCUGAAUAAAAAGCUAGAAUGGAUCUGCAGGGGUUAGAGAAGCUCGGAGGAGGAGGUGAAGUAUUGCGCUAUUGACCUGAGCUCCAAUUCAUAGUCACUGUGACCAUCACUGCUUACCUGGGAUUUUCCACAUACAAAAGAGGGCUCCUGUGUACACCAGAAUUUUCACUGCAAGAACGAGGUUGUAAUAGUUUCUGAUUUCUUGGUGAAAGGACAAAAAAGGCGGCUUCCUCCCAAUGAUGAAAGUGUGAUUGCUAGUGUCUUCAUGAGCUCCAGAGGUCAUAGCACACUUCCACGAACUCUGAUGGCCCCUCGAAUGAUUUCCGAGGGAGAGCUUGGGGGCAUCGCCCAGAUCACGUCUUCCCUCUACCUGGGCCGGGGCAGCGUCGCCUCCAACCGCCACCUCCUCCAGGCCCGCGGGAUCACCUGCAUCGUCAACGCCACCAUUGAGAUUCCCAAUUUCAACUGGCCUCAGUUUGAGUAUGUCAAAGUGCCUCUGGCCGACAUGCCCCACGCGCCCAUCGGGCUGUACUUUGAUACUGUGGCCGACAAGAUCCACAGUGUGAGCCGCAAGCACGGCGCGACUCUGGUGCACUGCGCCGCGGGGGUGAGCCGCUCCGCCACGCUCUGCCUCGCCUACCUGAUGAAGUACCACAGCGUGUGCCUGCUGGAGGCAUACAACUGGGUCAAAGCCCGCAGGCCCGUGAUUAGGCCCAACGUAGGUUUCUGGAGGCAGCUGAUAGACUACGAGCGUCAGCUCUUUGGGAAGUCGACAGUUAAAAUGAUACAGACGCCUUAUGGCAUUGUCCCAGACGUUUAUGAGAAAGAGUCUCGACACCUGAUGCCUUACUGGGGGAUUUAAGGCCGCCACAGCCUGCAUCAGCAGCUCCACGGAGCAGAACCAGCAUCUGCUACACACAAUCUGCUACACCUUUCUUUUCAAAUGAUCGACUUUUGGUUUUCCCGCAAGUGUUUUUUACACUGGGUGUUCAAGUCUAUUUUAAGAGGUAUCUGAGCUCACUUGAGAGUGACAAUCACUUUGUGCUAGGAUCAAUCCUUCAGACACAGGCUUUUUACUCAAGGCUGCCAACUAAAACAGCUGCUUAGAAAAAAUUUCUAUAAUGCUUCAGUCGUCAGUGGCGUCAACUGUAUUCUUUCUCAUUCAUGAUUCACUCAACCUGCAACUUCAAAUAAGUAAACUUUUAUUUAAUUGUAAGUAAUGAUAAUGAAAUUUGCUGCAGAGAUCAUCUAGGAGUCACUUUAUAUGUGAUCCUAGAUUAUAUUAUUAGUACUUUUAGUAAACUUGUAAUCUUCUUAAACUUUUGUUAGGCAGAUUUUUGUUUUUUCUGGUAAUGAUUUACUUUUAUGUUUCUUAUAAGGGUUAAAGAAAACAUGAUAAAAUAUGGGUCUUUCUGAAAAAAUUAUGAACAUUAUUUAAAAUAAGCUUCCCAGCUGAGUCACGUAUACCCAUUCACACCAUGCAGAUGGGCAGAUAUCAAUAUCACAGACGAGCACUGCUGGAACAGUGAGAAUAAUGUGUUUGUUUAAAAAAAAAAAAAAAAGGUAAAAGGUCUUAUUCUUUAUCAGCCCAUUGUUAAGUAGUAUGCUUUCUAAAGCACUAGGGCCCCCAUUAAAGGUAUCUAUUUAAAAAAAAAGAGUGCCUCUACUUAUAUUUUAAAAAAGUUAAUAAAGAUUAUAAAUGCAAUGGA
Molecule: messenger RNA, 1944 nt
Organism: Sarcophilus harrisii (Tasmanian devil)
Lineage: Eukaryota; Metazoa; Chordata; Mammalia; Dasyuromorphia; Dasyuridae
Gene: DUSP14
Product: dual specificity phosphatase 14
Exons: 4
Coding region: 501-1097 (198 amino acids)
Biological process (GO): protein dephosphorylation
Cellular component (GO): cytoplasm
Molecular function (GO): MAP kinase tyrosine/serine/threonine phosphatase activity
Source: RefSeq, a predicted model, not a curated record